This is a messenger RNA of Truncatella angustata, 483 nucleotides long. RefSeq lists its product as uncharacterized. The record is from RefSeq and is a predicted model, not a curated record. The transcript has a single exon. Bases 169 to 375 code for a protein of 68 amino acids. NCBI's taxonomy places the organism in Eukaryota, Fungi, Ascomycota, Sordariomycetes, Amphisphaeriales, Sporocadaceae.
CACGGUCAAACCACUCUUCUUCCGGCUCUAUCCAAACACCAGGUUUAACAAGAUGAACUGGAUAAUCGGCUAUAUGACUUGAGUCCAAUCCAAAGACUGUACUUUCAUUUGGAGUAUACGCCCUAGCGAUCCUUUGACCAGAGCUUCUUGUUGCGUUUGCGAGACGCAAUGCCGUUGGCUCUUUAUCGACUGGCCAUAGAAACCAUCGCAUCAAGACAUCCUAUGUUACGCGCGCGCUUUAUUAAGAAUCCAAACCAUAACUAUUGGCAGCAAUACAUCUCGGACGAUAUCCACGGCUUUUUCUACCUUUAUCAUGCGAAAGGCCUGGAAGCCACGGAGAAACUAAAGGCCAAUGUCAUCAUCAAAUGCCGCUAACGUCUAAACAUCGAGAAGGGCCCCUUGUUCACAUGUGCUAUUUUGAUGACGGACCUGGUAAACAAAGUCUCUUCAUAGCUAUCCACCACAUAGUCGCCGAUCUUUUCU